Molecule: messenger RNA, 630 nt
Organism: Xylona heveae TC161
Lineage: Eukaryota; Fungi; Ascomycota; Xylonomycetes; Xylonales; Xylonaceae
Exons: 1
Coding region: 113-526 (137 amino acids)
Source: RefSeq, a predicted model, not a curated record
AGCCAUUGUUCAAAAUACACAUGUUGACCUUUUUGUUCAGCACUCCCGAACUCACUUGAGCCGAGAUAAACAAUGUUUCGGAUGUACUAGAGAUUUUGCAGAAUACUCAGCCAUGAUCAUUCAUCUAGAAUCUGGAAACUGCCCUUCCGGCAUGAACUGCGACCGACUAAUUGACAUUGCAGCGGAAUGCUUUCAGUCUAAAAAGUACAUGGUCAAGGGACUCAGUCGGGAGCGACGCCUGUCAAUCGACUCUGAUCUUUCAGAAUACCGCGAUUACUAUGACGAAUUUUAUGAAUGCCCCUACUGCGGCAAGUCAUUUCCCCAUGGUUUAAGCUUAAAACAACAUCUGGAAUCCACAGCUCACAGACCAUACAUCUUCAAGUGUCCUGAUCGCGAUUGCGGAGUGACAUUUAAUAGCGUUAGUGGUCUCGUCCAGCAUGUGGAAAGCGACCGUUGCGACGAGGGGAUCCGCUCAGGCACUGGUAGCAUCCAAAAGAUGCUCCGCUGGCUUUUCCUGCAGACCUGAGGCAGUUGAGGACUUUAGACGCAUCCGGGGUUGAUAGAGGCUUUCUUGUCCCGUUAGAUAUUUCUGUACUCCGUACUUGAGCGAGGCGUUCAACUUCCAGGCGA